This is a messenger RNA of Protobothrops mucrosquamatus (brown spotted pit viper), 1636 nucleotides long. It is a transcript of the gene MPZL2, whose product is annotated as myelin protein zero like 2. Gene Ontology annotation, biological process: cell-cell adhesion. Gene Ontology annotation, cellular component: membrane. The transcript has 6 exons. Bases 1 to 684 code for a protein of 227 amino acids. NCBI's taxonomy places the organism in Eukaryota, Metazoa, Chordata, Lepidosauria, Squamata, Viperidae. The record is from RefSeq and is a predicted model, not a curated record.
AUGGAGCCCUUUGAAAGGGCCCUGCAGAAUGCCCUCCCUGUGCCAGGAAGCGGCGGCGCUCUGCCCUUCCUUCUCCCAGGUGCCUUCAGGCCCUGCAACGGCAUUCCCCUUCUGCUUCUUUCUGCAGCGCUCGAGCCGGUGGCAGCUGUGGAAAUGUUCACCCCUGGCACCCUGGAAGUGUUGAACGGGACCGACGUGCGCUUGAAGUGCACCUUCCGCAGUCCAGUGCCGGUGGGGCCGAAGCUGACGGUUUCCUGGUACUUCCAGUCCGAGCUGAAGGAGCCCCUGGAGUCGGUGCUCUACUACAAUCACUGGGCUUACCCCUCCAAAUCAGGCCGCUUCCUAGGCAGACUCACCUGGGAUGGCAAUGUACACAAAAACGAUGCUUCAGUUAUGCUCCACAAUGUGAGCCCCAAGGACAACGGGACUUUCCAGUGCCAUGUGAAGAACCCACCUGAUGUGGAUGGUGUCAUUGGCGAGAUCCAGCUGAGUGUUGUGCUGAAAAUGAGCUUCUCAGAGGUGCAUAUUUUGGUCCUCACCAUUGGCAUUUCCUGUGCUGCAAUGUUCAUCCUUGUGGUGGUUGUGGUGAUCUGGCGUCAUUGGCGGAGGAUGCAGCAAGACAAGACAAGGGAGGUGGGGAGGUCAGAGCAACUGAAGCUGAAGGAAGGCAGAGAGGAAAAGUAGACCCCUCUGUGGGGACGGGGGAUCCAUCGGUCUUGAUCCACCCAUGGAUGCUGUGCCCUGCUGGAGCUGAGAUGGCAAAGGCUCCUGGCCUUGAAGGAGACCUCCUGCACCUAGAGGGCCUGCAGGAGCCAAAACUUCACCUACUGCCCUCAUGACACCAAAGGACCUGCAGGAGCCAAAACUUCACCUACUGCCCUCAUGACACCAAAGGUCUGCCUAACCAGCCUUCUCUAUAUGCCUGAAGCAGCAGCCCUCCCCUGCCCACCUUGAGUACAGAUUGCCUUUGACUCAGUGACUGAAGACCUCAGGGCCACUGGCCACCUAGUUGGUGUCAGCAGAAAACGGUCUGGUCAAGACAGACUAGCCAGGCCAAGCUUGAGGGGAGGGCAAUGGGGAACCACUUUGCCCACUGUUCUGCUUUCUUUCCUGGGCCAAAGGCCAGGCAAAUGGCUAAGGGGGAGCCCCCAACUACUUAGAAAAGGGCCUCUUCUUCAAGUAGGACCAAGCCCGUUUCUAUGGCUUGCCCCAGCCUGGAGUAGCCUGAUUCUAUGCAGGCAGAGGAUCUCUGAAAAGGAGUGAGGAACCAGCCAGAGUGGGGCUGUUCCUGCUGGAUGCAAUUCUGUCUCCUUUGCAACCCCCCAGCCCAGGCUGGCAGCACAAAUCUCUUCCUUAAAACCAGAGUUUGCUUUCUCCUUCAGAAGGAUUUAAGAGCUGUGGACAAUAAAAUAAAAUAAAAUAAAAAUCUCUGACCACUGAUCCUCUUUUAUGCAACAGCACUACAGCAGCCCUACCAACAACUACCUCUAAAACUCAUCAGCUUCAGAUAUUAGAGGAUUGUCCGCUGGGUUUCUUCUGGGCCACCUUUCAUAUCCUUAGGUGACACUCUUUCAUACACUAAUUUAUUUAAAGAGUCUUGUUAAAUUUUGUAUGCAAAUGGAAUAUUUUAUAAUAA